AUGCCCACUCAGAGUCAGACCGCAGCUAAUAUGGCAGAUCAGAUCGAGGCAAUCCCCGGAACGGUCCACUUGGUCGACGCCCAGGGAAGCAUGGACUCGCAGCACGCCAAAGGAGCAGAACACGACAUUGUUCUCGUGCCAGCUCCUUCGGCUCAUCCCGAUGAUCCGCUGAACUGGUCGCCGAGGAGGAAAUACCUCUCUGCCUUUUGCAUGGCAGCAUAUGUGCUUGUCAUUGGCAUCUGCUCCUCUGCGCUGUAUUCGACUCUAGGACCGCUGUCGGAGUCUACUGGUCUGAGCUACAAUGACUUGAACUCUGGAACGGGAUAUAUGUUUCUCUUCUUCGGCUGGGGCUGUAUCAUCUGGCAAGCCAUCGCCAUCCAGUACGGGAAGCGGCCUGUGUAUCUGUUGACGACAUUGGGUACUCUAGGGGUUAUGGUCUGGCAGCCUCACGUGCGAUCAAAUGGAGAAUGGAUCGCGACCAAGAUUCUGCAGGGAAUUUUUGGAGCGCCUAUUGAGUCGUUGGCGGAGAUUACUGUUUCAGACGUCUUCUUUACCCACGAACGCGGCAAGUUUAUCGCUCUCUAUGCUCUCGCACUCGGCUACAGCAACGGCAUCGCUCCACUUAUCAUGGGCUUUAUCAACGAUGGCCAGGGCUAUCAAUGGGUAUUUUACUGGUGUGCUAUCUUCUGCGCCGUCCUGCUCCUCAUCAUCUUCUUCUUCAUGGAAGAAACCAAGUUCGAUCGAGCGAAAUACAUGGCAACCAACCACAUCGAAGGACAGACAGUUUCUAGUACCAAUCAGACAUCUACCGACCCUGAUACCAAAGACGAUCUCGAUACAAAACACGACGUUGAGCAAGACCAAGUCGCUACUACAACUCUCACCAAUAUCAGCGCACGCAACGAGACCUUCGAUCUUGACAAUACCGAGUUUUGCAAGAAAUCCCGUAUCUCCCGUCUCAAACCAAUCGAGCGCAAGAACAUGAAGGGCGAGAACAGGCUCAUAAGGCUUAUUAGCCGUCCGAUUCUCCUCCUUGCGUUUCCAAUCAUCUCAUAUGCUGGUUUCAUCUACGGUUGCAACAUCGUCUGGCUUUCAGUUCUGAAUGCAACCGAGUCUAUGGUUCUGUCGAACAAACCUUACAACAUGCCUACUUCGACAGUUGGGCUGACAUUCAUCGCUCCUCUCAUUGGAACAACCCUCGCGUGCAUCUAUACUGGAAUAUUUGGUGAUAGAUUCAUCAUCAAGAUGGCGCGUCGAAAUGGGGGCUUCAUGGAAGCCGAGCACCGACUCUGGCUCUUCCUCCCCUCUCUCAUCCUCAUUCCCUUUGGAUGCAUCUUGUUCGGCGUCGGGGCUUAUUACGAGGCGCAUUGGUUCUCAAUUGUCUUUGCCAUGGGCGUCAUCUCUUUCACCACGACAGCUGGUUCGCAGAUCUCCAUUGCGUACUGCAUCGAUUGCUAUCGUGAUCUCGCAAGUGAAGCUUUAGCCACUGCCAUUAUCAUCCGAAAUACGAUGGCUUUCGGAAUUGGAUAUGGUGUCACUCCUUGGGUUGUCAACCUUGGUUAUCAGAAUACUUUCAUCCUGGGCGCAUUUGCGGGUCUGGCGCAUAAUCUGACCAUCUUCCCUGUCAUGAAAUGGGGACGGGCUUUGCGUCAGCGGAGUGCGGAGAAGUAUUGGAACACUGUCAAGGAGGGAGCGGAUUUGGACCUCAACCAUUGA
This is a messenger RNA of Fusarium verticillioides 7600, 1716 nucleotides long. RefSeq lists its product as hypothetical. The transcript has 8 exons. Lineage: Eukaryota; Fungi; Ascomycota; Sordariomycetes; Hypocreales; Nectriaceae. Gene Ontology annotation, biological process: transmembrane transport. Bases 1 to 1716 code for a protein of 571 amino acids. The record is from RefSeq and is a predicted model, not a curated record. Gene Ontology annotation, molecular function: transmembrane transporter activity.